Messenger RNA from Coregonus sp. 'balchen', 25628 nucleotides. The record is from the annotation of a GenBank genome assembly. NCBI's taxonomy places the organism in Eukaryota, Metazoa, Chordata, Actinopteri, Salmoniformes, Salmonidae.
UCCAAGCAAGCCUGAUUCUACAUUUCCUUUCAUCUAAUUAAUUCAAACUGUAGGCUAUUUAGUAUUCAUUUUAAGACAACAUGAAGACGAAAUUUAUCAACGGGGUGUCAUCCUCCCCUUCUAUGUCGUUGGGUUUGUUGAUCACUGAAAAUGCACUUGAGGUCCAGCCAGACACUGAGGAUGAAUGCAAGGACAUCAUCCGGCCGGAUGAGCCCGACCUGGACACGAAGCGUAAGGCGUAUUUAUGGUGCAAAGAAUUUCUCCACGGUGCGUGGAAAACGGUGACAGAAGAGGACUUUCAAAUCAGCUUAAUAAGGUAGAUAUAAUCUUUGAGCACAUUCACCAUUAUUUAUCAUGAUUUAUUUUUCAUAUAUAACUUAUCAUGAUUUAUUUUUCAUAUAUUACACAGAGAAACAGUUAUUUGCUGCGUUUGCAACUGCACAGGAUACAUUUUUCUCUCCCUAGUCAUGAUGGUAUGGAGGACCAAACCUGCCAUAAUUAUAAAUGAAUAAAUAAAUGCACACAUAAAUAAAUGAAUAAAUAAAUCCAUAUAAAUAAAUGAGCAAGGAAAUACAAAAAUACGGACCAAAAUGCAUUCAUUUUUCUCUACAUGUCUGUAUGUAUUCAAGUAUUUAUUGAUCUAUUAUCUAAUUAUUCACACUUCAAUUGUAUUAAUUUAUAUAUUUAUUUAUUUAUUUCUUCCUCCAAUAUGAUAAUGAUGGGGGGGGGGGGGGGUGUCAAUCAAACGUCUGUGGGUGGUAUCUAACACACUAUUGGUUGAUCAAUUUCACUGAGUGUUGCUUUUUUCUGGCUGAUGGUCUGAAAAGUAAACAAUCAAACUACACACACUUGAGAGAUUUACAACUGGUAGAUAACUACAUUUUUACAUUUUACAUUUUAGUCAUUUAGCAGACGCUCUUAUCCAGAGCGACUUACAGUUAGUGAGUGCAUACAUUAUUUUUUUUCAUACCCCCGUGGGAAUCGAACCCGCAACCCUGGCGUUGCAAACGCCAUGCUCUACCAACUGAGCUACAUCCAUGCCGGCCAUUCCACUGCGCCACUCGGGAGGUUACAGUAGCCCACUUCUUCUGGCAAGUAGUAUGGCUGCAAUCAGUAGCUAGAGAUUUGGCAGUGAUGGCUAACGCUGCUGAAAACAACACCUCUCCAGAUGACCUGCUUUUCCGUGUGGAGGUGUAACGGAGCUCUUGAAAACUUGAAAACUCUAGACGGCAUUCUGCCUUCUCCCUACAGUUCUGAGACAUUAGUUUCGCCCACGACUGCCUAAUGUUUACUACAAUCCGGACGCUGUGUUUUAACGUUUGGAAACGUCAAUAAUCAUCGCUUGCAAUAUGGCUUUUGAAACAUAUGGCCCUUAGCUUACAUCAGCGAGAAAUAAUCCUUCAAAUAAAAAAGAUACACAUAGUGUAGCAGUUUUGCACAGAUCCAUACAGCUAUGUGUGCCUCCAUCCAAUGAAACUACACUUCCCGAGCUUACACACGGGUGUUCGGAGAAUGCUAGAUAGCUACAUAGCACAGGUGGUCACCUCUUGUCUUCCAUCUGUUUUCAGUAAACAAACGCUGUAACAUGGAGAUAUGGCCAUGUGGGAACACUAACCCUAUCAAGGUGUGUCAAUUUAACCUUUUGUGUUAAAAAAAAUAUUUAUUGCUGAUAUGAAAGAUAAGUUCCUUAUGCUUUCAAACCCGUACCGCAAAUGAUACAUGUUAAUGUUCAGACGGAUCUUAACAAAGCUCCCCCAUACAGAAGACGCCUUCGUCCAAUGACACUUAUGUGUAAUGUAAUGGAACUGAGAGUCAUGAUCAAGGGCUAAACGGAGGUAAGAACAUACCAUAACCUCACUCCACAGCUACCUUGAAAUGUAACCGAUGGAGCUAUCCAAUUGGUUCGCACGUUGUCAAGCUGGCAGUCACAUGUUGGCGAUGUAGAGGACCCUCGUUCAAGCCCAGACAGUGGCAAAUUCAAGGAGGCAGCGCUAUAUGCUAAACUAGCACACUGACCCUGAUUAUAAGGGCAUGCAUCGAAAACUUGGGUCUAGCUGUUACAACGGGCACAGAGGUGAACCCGUUAGUUCUUUGGAGGAAGUUGCCCAACGACUUAACCAGAGUUCAGGUGAUAACAGAGAGUCCUGGUGCAACACACCAUAUACAAUCGCCCUCUGGGCCACCAUAAUCUCACCGUCUUUCAACUGGUCGUUCAGUACAGUACCGUUUCUGUUUAAUUUAAUGUUGAACACUGUUCUGUUGUACUGAACGCACCCCAGGCAAAUGCAAUCGAGCAACGUGCCGUGACAUUGAAUAACCAAUGGUUUGCUAGAUACAUACGUUACCUUGACACCCCCUCAUCAUCAUAUUGGAGGAAGAAAUACAGAAAUAAAUAAAUGAAAAAAUAAUAUAUAUUUAUAAAAUGAAUGAAAGUGUGAUUCAUUAUUUAAAUAAUUAUUUAUCUAUAUGUGUUCAUUCAUUCAUUCAUUUAUCUAUUUAUGUGUGCAUUUAUUAAUUUAUUCAUCUAUUUAAGUGUGCAUUUAUUUAUUUAUAAUUAUGGCAUGUUUGGUCCUCCAUAUGAUGGUGUCCAGUGGUAUGAUAGGGUUUAAUAAACAGAGAAUAUGAUACUGUGAUAAACCUAAGUAAUGUAAUUUCAAAUUAAAACGAUUCCUUUGCCCAUAUGGGAUUGUAUUGUGUUUUUGUUUUUAAAGGCCCAGUGCAGUCAAAAUUCUGUUAUUCCGGUUUUAUAUCAAAUUGUACAACAGCCGUUGAAACUAACACUGUCAAAGUGUGAGAAAAAAUGUUUUCCUGAUAGUUGCUGGCAGGAGUUUCGGCUUUCCAUGGUGGUAAAUUGGUUAAUAGACCAAUAACAAAGAGAGUUCCAAACCUCUCUGCUAAUAACAGCAAAUGUUCAGUUUAUCCCUCCCCAUUCAGACCACUCCCAGACAGUCCAAGCAGAAAUCUUGCUUGAGAAAUAGUUUUUUGCGAAAAAGCAGUUUUUUUCCCAUUUGAAUGGAAGUCUAUUGCAGUAAGGUACUUAAUUGUUACCCAGAAAUGAUUUGAUAUUGAUAUAAAAACAGCUGCAUUGGGCCUUUAAAGCAUCACUCCUUAUUGGGCUUUUUAUCCUAGAAUAAAACCGUUAUUUAGGCUGCCACAUUCAUUGGCCUAAUCAAAAUUCUGGCGAUGGGAAAAUGUGACGCUUCUAUGAGCUACAUUCGUUUUUUUUGUAAUGUUGUGACAGGGGUGGCCUCAGCAACAAGCUCUUCCUCUGUGCCCUGCCCGACACCCAAACCAGUGUAGUUGAUGAACCCCGCAACGUCCUCCUGCGCCUGUAUGGAGCUAUUCUACAGGUGUGUAUGACAUCUAUAAACAGACAAUGAAAUGUUGAGUGAGUCAGUCACAUCUUACCUAACACAUGUUUUUGUCACACAAUGACCAGUGUAUAAAACAUACAUUUAACAUAUUGUUUGUUUGAAUUUCAUUGACUAAGCUGGUUAUCAAUAUCAUGUCUCAAUGAAAUGAAAUGCACCCAUAUACAGUGGAAUCCAAAAUUAUUUAGACCCUUUAUAAGAUUGAAGAACACCCUUUAUAAAGAUUUUAUACAGUCAUUUUUGCUCAUCUUUAUCAAGGGUGUCAAUAAUUUCGGACCCCACUGUAUGUGUUGGGUGUCCUUUGAAUUUUCUCUUCAGUUUAACUGAAAAAUCCCAUCAAUGUUCUUUAGGCUAAAUACGUAGCCUACCGAAAGGCCCAAUCUUGGACCCUUAAAGUUAAAUUUGAUUUAACCUGAUUUUCUGGUCAUGUUUUAGAAUAGAAUAGAAUGUGAUAAUAUAAAAGUUUAGGAAAAUACAUAGCCUACAUGUAUUCCCUAGGCUUUGCUGCUGGAAUUUGGGGUUUGACAGAAGGGGAAGGAGAUAUCUUCUUCCUCAAACAUCUUCUUGUGGAAAUACCCUCUGGGGCAAAUACCCACAUGAUGGGUGGCUCAAGUCGUGUGUGCAUGUGUGUUGGUGUGCGUGUGCGUGUGUAUUUGUGUGUGUGUGUGUGUGUGUGUGUGUGUGUGUAUCUGCUGUUGUGGUGUGAUGUACCCCCAUGGCUGUACAUGCAUAUGCUCUUUGCCGUAGGCCUUCCAAAAGGAGCGUGCCUUGAGCACACUUGUUUCCAGGUGAUUCCACCAUACCAUACACGGUACAGUAUGAGAUCCCUGAAGUCUCAGUAUUGUCCACAACAAAGUUAAUCCAUAUUGUUAUGGAAGGCAGCUUGUGAAUUGAUGCACUUGUGAAGAUAUGGGGGGGGGGAGUAAUGAUAAGAACUAGUGGUAACUAAAUGUCGUAAUCUAUAAGGGUUGGUGUGAGGUGUGACCCAGGUGCGGUGCAGGAUAGGCAGUAGGCAGAGAUGGUGAAACAAGGAUCUUUACUGGUGGUCCCAAAACCAGGACACAAAAUAACAGACUUGUCAUGAUAAAAUAAAGGAGGAGCAAAUUGGUCUCCAAAAACAGGCUGACAGCAAACAUACGAAAUACUAACUACGACUGAAAACAACAAUGAAACAGGGAGAACACUUCUCAAGUACCUGUACCUACGUCUCACGAUCAGAUACUGAUUAGUACUGUUUGGCAUUGAGAAACUAGCAGAGAAAACUGAGCAAGGGAACACAGGGAAGUGAGGGCAUAAAUACACAGGUGAACAGGUAGACACAGGUGACACCAAUAGGAUAAUGAUUAGUCCAGACAGUGAGUGAGGAGGUGCCUAAGGCUGUCGGAGGAUGACACCUAGUGGGUAGCGACCCCCUCCUGUAACAGUCAUCUAGUUUAGUUUUUGCAUCAUGAGCUACUGCCAAAUGACACAGGGGGAUAUCAUUCCUGAUGACGUGUCACUAGGUCCACAUUGCAUUGCUCAUAGAUCACAUGAUGGGAGGCUAGACAACCCCAAGAGAACCUCCUGGCUAAAAUCAGAUGACCAGAGAAUCCAGGUCAAGAGUCAGUCAAGCUUUCAUUCUCCUGUAGUUGGAUGGGAAUGACAAAAGCAACAACUCUGAUCUAAAACAUUUUAGCGUAAAACUAUUGAAGUAACACUAUAGAAUAGAAAAUACAAUGAGACAUGCCACAUUUCUAAUAAGAAGGCAUACACCAUUUGGGACCUGAGGACGAAGACCCAUGAAUUAAACAUGUACAAUUAGCCAGGAGAUGUAAAGCAACAAAGAUUAUUGUAAGAAUCAAAUAGAAUGGAAUAUUAAUAUAUAUUCAUUAUGGUCUCAUGCAGUUUAUGAGAUUCUUUCUGAUUGAUAAUGGCAGUGGUUACCUUUUAUUGCCAAUGUUCUCAGUGUAAUAUUAGCACACCUGUUGCUAGAGCAACACUGUGUUCUUCACUUUUAUAGAAAAUUGCACAAUAAAUUUGCCUCAUAAAUGUUUCGACCAUGUCUACAGAGGAAUUAUAAAUGUCUUAUCAAACACCUAAUAUUAUUAAUAACUCCGAAAUUCGUGAGUAACUGGGUUUCCUCAGAGGAGAAAAUAUUUAAAGUGCUAGUGCAUAGAUAGGGCAACAAUGUCAAUAUCUGCCUUUUAUGCCAAAGCAUACUGUCAGUGAUCUUGCUGGUGUUGAAGCCAAACCUUAACCUUAACCUUCAUGCCACCUGCCUUGAUCAGGAGAUAACAGAUCCCUUUCAGAGAGCUUGUCUCUCUGUUUCUACGACUUUAAUAUCUCAACAAGUCGGUCGUUAAAAGGCACUGAGCGCUUUUCUAUUGCCUUUUUGGCCAUUGGACUUGGGGACUAUACUGUACUCUGUCAUUGUCUCUUUGUGAGGAUGCUGUAGCAUGAUGACUCUUUUGAAAACAUACAUGUACUCAUGGUUAGUUUCUUGCUUUUUCUUUCAUUGAUAGAUGUCCUGUAAUAAGGGGGAGCCCAGACAGUCAAACAAAGAAAAUCUCUUUCAAGUAAGUAACUAAUGGCAAAGGUGAUCUACCCAUACUAUUGGUUAGAUUUGUCAUCUGAUUGUGAAAUUCACCACAACGUUUCAUUGUUCUGGCCUGGAGACUGUGUUUUUGUAUUCAUUUUCUGGAGUCUGUGAUCAAAUAAGUCUGAAUAGAUUAGCAUGAAAGAUUUUAGUAAUUGCCAAUGGACGUAGUGAUCACUUUGAAAAAUGUAAAUCCCAGACCAUUCUCCAAACUGGAUGAUAUAAAAUGGUGUUAAGAAUUAGCCAUGUUGAGCCACCACUUUGGAUUGAGGUCACCUCUGUUAGUCAGUUGAUGAUAGCAAGAUAAAAAGAGGGUAAACAUUCAUGACUCAUGUUAUCCCACCAAUGUGUUAUUGUUGUCACUCACCUGUCAUUGCUAUGCCAUUAGCAUCUUUUGCAUGAGAUUCACAUAUAUUUAUCCUAUUAGAGGCUAAUCCUACCUUGGCUAGCCAGUCUGUCCCCUCGUAGACCUCACUGCUCCUUAACUGUGUGCAUGUUGUAGCUGUUUUCUCGUUACAGUAUGAUUUAGGUUCACAUGGACAACAAUAUUGCCUGUAAGGUUUUUUAAAUACAGUUUAAGGACAACGUGGCAUACUUUACUAUAGACUCUCACUUUCACAUGAUGACUAAUUACAGUAAUGGUGAACACACCACUCAUGUCGUCAUAACUGUAGCUUCAAGUGGAAAAUCCCUGCACCUGCUGUGCCAUGGUCAUGUGACCGUAGCCCUGGCACAAAGGGGAUAGAGUGAGGGCAAGUGGUACCCAUCAGAUGGUACUGUGGCGCUGAACCUAAUGUUAAUACAUUGUAUAGAGGUGCCUAUUGUUAAUGUCAGUUCAGUUCACUGUGAUUUAUAUAGCAAUAAUUGUGUAAUAAACAUCCAUGUUUUUAGAUGAACUUUCAAACUAAUAUUGAAACUAUUUAUGUUUCAUUUAUUACAGAAGGUGAGACGUUUUGAAACUAAAGAGUUAUAUAAUUCACACAUUUGUUAACAAUGAUUUUUGAAUGGAAGUUCCUAAGGUGUUGGCGUAUUGAUUAACCUUAUUCUCAGUCAAUGGAGGUACUCAUUACCCAUGAGUACUACUGAUUGAGUACAUUAUUGCUAUCUGUUUUGUUAUCCGCAUGCACAAACAGCAGGCAGGGGCGUACUUGGUGAUUUGGAGGCCCCAGGCAGAGGCCAGUCUGUAUUACCUUUUUAUUACCAGUCUGUAUUACCUUUUAAUGUGCCAUGAACACAACCAGUCAUGAUGUUUUCAUCUGGUUGUCAAACAAAUCACUUCAAAAAGUAUGUUACUUUCGCACGUUCAUCCCAAAAAAUUCCAGCAUCCGAACAGUGCACUGUGCACCCACCAACUUUCCUUCAAUUCGCAAGUGGCUGAAACUACUGUAUCUCACCAGAGAAAGCAUCCGAGUGAGCGAAACAGCGCCCCUCUGUCUUAUUAUAUGUAACCCAUGUAUUUGAUGCUGUCUGGACAAAAAGAGUAUGACAUGUCACUAGUGGCGCAUGGAGGGGGGCCUCAAGCGGAUAAAUUAAAAUAUAUAUAUAUAUUAUUAGUAUAAUUUUUUUCAAUUAUGCCCAGCUCACGAGGCCCCUUGAUGAAGUGAGGCCUGAGGCAAUUGCCUCUUCUGCUUAAUGGUAAAUCUGCCACUGACAGCAGGAUUUGAUCAUCCAGGUCAGAGCUACAUUUAUUGACAGGGAAAUAAUUUUCCAAAGACAAUAUGUUGUCAAUUCAACACUAUUUCAGACCGGUCUGCACUAGUUACGGUGGACAUUUGUACCAUUCAAGUCUAUGACCAUUGAAAUGCAUUGGGAUUUAUGCAAAUGUGGUUGCAGUGUGAAAAGUAUAAGUAGUGUCAAAAUGUUUUUUUCAAGCACACUGGCCAAUGGUAGUCUGGACGUUUUAAAGUUGUUUUGGUGUUUGUAGCUUUUACGGUUUUGGCUCUAGAGAUUCCAGCAGAAUAAUAAUAAUAAGUAUGAACAGUUUCUAAAGUUGUGCUUUGCUUUCAGCAAGUACACCUAAUUAGGAAAUGUGGACCACAGUAGUGUUUUUGAGGAAGUGUGAUUUCCUUCCAUUUCUCAGAAUAUUUGUGUUCACAUCUGGACAGGCCACAGUGGACCUCAGUAUCCUGAUGAAAGGGAGAUCACAUUGUAUCACUUCCUGUUCCACAGAUUAGUUGUAAUUAUGUAUUUAAAUUGACAAAUCAUACUGUAUAUUGAGUUGCAACAGAGGAAAUGGUAGCCAUUAAAAAAGGCACUAUUAAUAUUUUUCAAUAAUGAGGAAGGUUGGACGAAUGGAAUGCUGAACAGUUGCACAACAAAGUGGUCAUCAACAGACCAGGAUGUGGAUGAUAGAUAGCAUUGUUGAUUAUUAACCUGAAAAGUAGGCUACUUAGCCAAUUGAAUUUGAAAAGCCUUGCCAAACAACCUGUUGUGAUAGAAAUAGGUCGUAAAAUAAAAGUCGUUGGGAAACUGAGGGUGACUGCUGACCCACUUUUAGAGUGAUUUCAUGGACAUGGAAAUGCAUUGUACGUGUAGACCUACAUACAGGCUGCAAGGCCACAAUGUGUGUCAGGAUGAUUAUGAUAACAGAGAUAACAGGUUGAGCAGAUUUCCAUUUGGCAUCCAUCAGCACCACAGAGAUAUAUUGCGUAAUAUCAUCGGAGCAGAACCCAUCUUUAAAUGUGUCAAAUAUGAAUACUUGCAGAGUUUAAAAUUGGCUUAGUUGUUUUUAAUAGGUCUGCCACACCAAGGAUCAUUUUGGUUUCAUAUGUAAAAAUUGUCUAUGGUUGACGGGUCUCACCCGUUUUAUGGCAUGACAUCCACACAAUGGAUAGACCUAAAGAUGAUUACAGUAUGUCUCUUUUGACUAGUGGGAAAGCCAUCAAAGAUGAGUACUGAAGAAGUUCCCCAUGUUGUCAGUGAUUAUUUACUUAUCAUGUUUUCCCCAUAUGAGGUCAGUCCAAAGUGCAUACAACACGCCAUAAGCAAAUCACUACUAUAGUUUGUUUUCCUCCUAUUUGGCUUCCGACAGAAAGAGCUGAGUCACUUUGAAGUGCACACUUAGCAAAUUCCUUGCCCAACUGUCAGAGUCCACAGAUCACUGCCAGCUCAUAGCUGGUUACAGUAGAUAAGGGCACCUGUUCACAGCCGUGGGAAGUAGUGGUGCUGAUAAAUCGAAAUCCCCCCCAAAAUAUAUAUAUAUAUAUAUAAAAUCAACUUUAUCCAACCAAAUUAGUGCACUAGGCCUUUAAUAUUCCUGAAUGAGCAGAGAAAAAUACCCAUCGACAGCACCUCCACCCCAAAACAUCUUCCCGCGGCCAUGCACCUGUUGGCUACACCGUAUUUGGAUUGUACUCAAGGCUAUAUUUGUUACGAUUAGCGUUACUACUGUUUAGUACUGUAUUUACAGUGUAACAAUGGUAAUUAUUUUUAAUGUACUUAGCUACAUUAAUAUACAAUAAUAAGAACCCUUUAUUUUUAAGUAUCAACAUAUAUUUAUCUGUAAGUUAACAUACUUUUCUAAUAAAUUGUGUCAGACUGUAUAGGCCUAUCUUUUGAAUUCUAGCUAUUUCAGAGCUCUGGCCUCAGAUAAUUGCUCCUGACACCAUUUUCCUCCACAGUUGAAAAGCCCUGGUGUCUUCUUCGGUUAAGCAGCCACAAUUACUGAUUGAUGCUGUUGGCAGGCUCUGCCUCUCUCAGUACAAUUGGCCCCUUGUUUAAUUAUUCUCCUCAUGUGGAACGCAACUCACUUCUUCCCUCUCUGGUCCAAAUCUGCUUUUAAACGUACCACCAUGAUGGACAAAAAUACCUGCAAAGUCACUGACAGAGUUGGGAAUGUAAUUUGUUUGAGGUAGCCAUUUUACAGUUACCAUGACUCAAAUAUCUGGAUCUGUGUAUAAUUGAUUUAUGAAGCCGUAAGCUUGUUUCAUGUUAUGUAAGGUCAUCAUCAGCUUCCGCUGUCUAAGCUGUUCUAAUUUCAUCCUAUAGAAUUGAAUGUGUUUCUGUCCUACUAACCCCCACUUGAUGGAAAAUCACAGCUAACAAUGGACCGACCACAGGUUGGCUGCAGUCAUUUUUAGCUGAUCCUAUUAAUUGUCUUCUCUUCCGGUUAUCAUGAAAACAUUAACCGAUGACUAAGUCAUUUUACCUCAUCAUUUCUAAGGUUGGUUGUGCAAGACAGCAGUGACUGACAAUCAUGAAGUUCAUUAGGAGAAGUAAACAAGCCCAACUUUCUCUCAUUCACCUGUCUGUUUGUGUGCAUGCUAAUUGCUGUUCUACGGUGAGGGAAAAAAGUAUUUGAUCCCCUGCUGAUUUUGUACGUUUGCCUACUGACAAAGACAUGAUCAGUCUAUAAUUUUAAUGGUAGGUUUAUUUGAACAGUGAGAGACAGAAUAACAACAAAAAAAUCCAGAAAAACGCAUGUCAAAAAUGUUAUAAAUUGAUUUGCAUUUUAAUGAGGGAAAUAAGUAUUUGACCCCUCUUAGUUCUUGGUGGCAAAGCCCUUGUUGGCAAUCACAGAGGUCAGACGUUUCUUGUAGUUGGCCACCAGGUUUGCACACAUCUCAGGAGGGAUUUUGUUCCACUCCUCUUUGCAGAUCUUCUCCAAGUCAUUAAGGUUUCGAGGCUGAUGUUUGGCAACUCGAACCUUCAGCUCCCUCCACAGAUGUUCUAUGGGAUUAAGGUCUGGAGACUGGCUAGGCCACUCCAGGACCUUAAUGUGCUUCUUCUUGAGCCACUCCUUUGUUGCCUUGGCCAUGUGUUAUGGGUCAUUGUCAUGCUGGAAUACCCAUCCACAACCCAUUUUCAAUGCCCUGGCUGAGGGAAGGAGGUUCUCACCCAAGAUUUGACGGUGCAUGGCCCCGUCCAUCGUCCCUUUGAUGCGGUGAAGUUGUCCUGUCCCCUUAGCAGAAAAACACCCCCAAAGCAUACUGUUUCCACCUCCAUGUUUGAUGGUGGGGAUGGUGUUCUUGGGGUCAUAGGCAGCAUUCCUCCUCCUCCAAACACGGCGUGUUGAGUUGAUGCCAAAGAGCUCGAUUUUGGUCUCAUCUGACUACAACACUUUCACCCAGUUCUCCUCUGAAUCAUUCAGAUGUUCAUUGGCAAACUUCAGACGGCCCUGUAUAUGUGCUUUCUUGAGCAGGGGGACCUUGUGGGCGCUGCAGGAUUUCAGUCCUUCACGGCGUAGUGUGUUACCAAUUGUUUUCUUGGUGACUAUGGUCCCAGCUGCUUUGAGAUCAUUGACAAGAUCCUCCCAUGUAGUUCUGAGGUUAUUCCUCACCAUUCUCAUGAUCAUUGCAACUCCACGAGGUGAGAUCUUGCAUGGAGCCCCAGGCCCAGGGAGAUUGACAGUUAUUUUGUGUUUCUUCCAUUUGCGAAUAAUCGCACCAACUGUUGUCACCUUCUCACCAAGCUUGGUGAUGGUCUUGUAGCCCAUUCCAGCCUUGUGUAGGUCUACAAUCUUGUCCCUGACAUCCUUGGAGAGCUCUUUGGUCUUGGCCAUGGUGGAGAGUUUGGAAUCUGAUUGAUUGAUUGCUUCUGUGGACAGGUGUCUUUUAUACAGGUAACAAGCUGAGAUUAAGAGCACUCCCUUUAAGAGUGUGCUCCUAAUCUCAGCUCGUUACCUGUAUAAAAGACACCUGGGAGCCAGAAAUCUUUCUGAUUGAGAGGGGGUCAAAUACUUAUUUCCCUAAUUAAAAUGCAAAUCAAUUUAUAACAUUUUUGACAUGCGUUUUUUCUGGAUUUUGUUGUUGUUAUUCUGUCUCUCACUGUUCAAAUAAACCUACCAUUAAAAUUAUAGACUGAUCAUUUCUUUGUCAGUGGGCAAACGUACAAAAUCAGCAGGGGAUCAAAUACUUUUUUCCCUCACUGUAUGUGUCUGCAGGGUGCUGAGGCCAUGGUGCUGGAGAGUGUGAUGUUUGCCAUUCUGGCAGAGCGGGAGCUUGGGCCCAAACUCUAUGGCAUCUUUCCCCAGGGCAGACUGGAGCAGUUUGUCCCUGUAAGUGCCUCUGUAAAUAAUAAUUGAUAGGGAAAACAAAUAUUCACGACUGUGUGCGUGUCUGUGCAUGCGUGCAUGUAUGUGUGUACAGGUGUACUAUCUUUAUUUGAUCACUCUGUUGUCACAGAUAAUUUUCCUGUGCAGCAGUAAAUUCCAAUUUGUAGUGUAUUCAAGGUUUAAAAAGUUUGUACUUUCCACUUUAAAUGUCAGACUUGAUUUCCCCUAACAAAAAAUGUAGCAACCUCUACAUAAAUGUCCAUUAAUUAUAAUCAAUAGAUUGUAUUGAUUAUACUUUCUUUUUAUACAUGAAUUAUUAUCCACAAUUCCUGUAGGAUUAUUUUCCUGCUGUGAGAAACUGUUCAAAUUAAGAUAGGAAAUCUGUAGGGUCUGUUCAUGUCUGGGUGUGUUCUGUUCAACGAUGUGUGUUUAAUUUACAGUAUGUACAAAGGGAAUUAAUUUACAAUUAGUAAUUUAUCAGACGCUCUUAUCCAGAGCGAUUUACAGGAACAAUUAGGAUUAAGUGCCUUGUUCAAGGUCACAUUGACAGAUUUUUCGCUUAGUUGGAUUUGAACCAGCGACCUUUCGGUUACUUGCCCAACGCUCUUAACUGCUAGGCUACCUGCCGCCCUAACCAUACUAAACCAUACACUUUUUAAAGUGGCAAAAAUUGCUUGAAGUGAUGUAAUUUAACACUUUGUGCAAGCGAGAAUAUUCUUGGUAAAUUGAAUCCAUGCCCACAUUGUCCAGGCAUUGUCUUAACAAGAGUUCUCUUGCUAAAUUCAACCCACGCCCUAGGCUAGACAAUUUAAUCAAUUUAAAUAGGUACAGACCAUGAGUAUAGUCAUGUUCUAUCUGAAUCACCAGUUUUGCUUGUAUGAUGGAUAUCAUAAUCAAUUUUUGGAACAGCAUUAAAUAUGUUUUAGUUAUUCACUUAAAGUCCUCAGAGACCAAGAAACCACAGAGGUCAAGCAAAUGGCCUUUAAGCAGCUUCUGCUGUGAUAAGAUCUUAAACUGUUAGCGUUGACAGUGGCCAGAGUGGAGGGCAGAAGGCAAUGGAGCUGGUUAUACCCUCCAUUAUUUUUGACAACCCUGUCAGCAGUUGGUAAUGUUGUCUCUGUUUAUUGUUGCAUAAAAAGUUGUCAGCUUGAUGGGAUUUAAGACAACCUGUAUUCAGCUAAGACUUGAAGACCUGGCUUCCUUGACCUCUUUGUGUUAAUAGAGUCGCAAACUGGACACAGAUGAGCUGAGCAUGCCAAGCAUAUCUGCUGAAAUAGCUGAGAAGAUGGCCAAGUUCCAUGGUAUGAGGAUGCCUUUCAACAAGGAGCCCAAAUGGCUGUUUGGAACUAUCGACAAGUGAGUUGGUCUCUUAUUAUGCAAUUUCCAAUAGAAACUGGAAACCCUCUUUGCCUAUCCUGACCUCACUGAAAGCUCCAAACAAACAUUAGCUAUCACACAUAUCUCCCCUUAGAAAAUGGUUGCUAGUUUGCUUUUGUGGGUCAAUCCUCAAGUCACCUGGUUUGAGAAUAAUAGUGAGCCAAAGUAUGUUUCCCGAAGUAAUUUAUUUGUAGAAUAAAACAACACGCCAAUAACAGUCUUGGUGAAUGUUCUUUGCCUUCCUUUUGAUUAUGUGUUUUAUGAAUGGCCUUGGUGUACAGUAAAUUGACUUACAGUAUUUGCUUACAGUUAAAAUAGGGCAUUUACAUUGUUAAAAGGAUUAGCUUAUCAGAGUGAAAUAUCAACUUGUUGACCUGCUUCAUGGUCUAAGGAUAGUUUCAAGGUAAUCACAGAGAAAAAGUUGCUUGUCAUCACAAAUAAUGUGUCAUUUGUGUAGACAAGAAGUGCAUUAUCAUCAUCGCUGUGAUAAAAUAGUGAUAUCUGUCUUAUCUCUAAACUCUAUAACCUCUUGUAUCCCAUACGUUCCCUGACUUUCCUGAUGUUUCCCCUAUCCACAGGUACCUGAACCAGGUGAUGAGACUCACCUUCACCAGGGAGUCCCACAUUCGCAAGUUUGCCCGUCUGAGGAGCUGUAACCUGCCCCAGGAGAUGGAGAGUCUCAAGUAAAGCCCACCACACCACCCUGGUUCCUGAAUCACGUACACAACACCUUUUAGGAAUAAGCACACAGGAGCAGACAUGAUUACAUGUAUAUGCAGUAAUUCAGUUAUGGAAAAGUCAUAUGGUGUUUUACAAUAAAUUGGUGUGGAAUCCAGUCAACAACAAUAAGCAAAUAAUUCCAUACAAAGACUGUUGUCUGAGUGGUUGAAAUAUGUGCUGGAAUUUGGUAUUCUGUUUUUUGGGGGGUAAACAGUGAAUUAGUGGACAUGUAACUCCUGCUUAUUACCUGCUGAAAUAUGGCUUGCUUUUCUUUGUAGAUCUUUGUUGGACUCCACUCAUUCCCCUGUUGUUUUCUGCCACAAUGACUGUCAAGAGGGUAAGGGGUCUUAGGCAUAGUAUUACUUUGUGUAAAGCUAGUGAAGAUAAUCUUUUAAAUACAAUGUAUUGUACUGUGUGCAUGUGUGUGGUGUAAUAAUUAUUCUCUCAUCCUCUAGGAAAUGUCCUGCUCCUCAGUGGUCGUGAGGGCUCUGACGGACAGAAGCUCAUGCUGAUUGACUUUGAAUACAGCAGUUAUAACUACAGGUCGGUUCAUGCUCAGGCCCUAGUGUAUACUGUAAUCAUCCCCUUUAUUACUGUAAUCAUCUUCUUUAUUAAUGUAAUCAUCCCUUUUAUUACUGUAAUCAUCCCCUUUAUUAAUGUAAUCAUCCCUUUUAUUACUGUAAUAAUCCCCUUUAUUACUGUAAUCAUCCCCUUUAUUAAUGUAAUCAUCCCUUUAUUACUGUAAUCAUCCCCUUUAUUACUGUAAUCAUCCUCUUUAUUAAUGUAAUCAUCCCCUUAUUACUGUAAUCAUCCCCUUUAUUACUGUAAUCAUCCUCUUUAUUAAUGUAAUCAUCCCCUUUAUUACUGUAAUCAUCCUCUUUAUUAAUGUAAUCACCCCCUUUAUUACUAUAAUCAUCCCCUUUAUUAAUGUAAUCAUCCCCUUUAUUAAUGUAAUCAUCCCCUUUACUUCCGAAUCAAAGACAAAACAUGUAUACUGAAUGUACAAAAUGUACAGCAUUUCUUUGGGUUUCUGAGAGCUGAGACACAUUCCUCAGAAAAGGAGCUAGAUUCAGCAGUAAACAUUGGCCACACUGUACAGUGUGGGAGGGCUUUGUCCGUCCAAGGUGACACUGUCUCUGCAGAAUGUAAAUCUUAUGUGAUGUCUACUGCAACACAGACAGGGAUAGAAGGAAUUUACCCAGGUAGUUUGUAUUUAUCAUGUUUUUUUUCAACAUUUAAGACAAGAAUGUAGCCACACAUAUUUGAGAUCCAAAACCUCCAAUGUUUUGGCUGCCUUCAACUGUGUUUCUGAGUCUUAUGUCAUCAGGUAAACAAGCCAGCCAGACCUACCAAACAAUCCAUCCAGUCUCUUACUGCAGUUUUUCCUGUACCACUUAGUAUUUCGUUUUUUUUUGUAAAGUAUGGAAUUCAUGAGAGCCCCAUUUCUCAGAAAGGACCUUCACUGUUAUUGGCCUUGGCUCACAGCUAAGUUAGUACCGUCAAAACAGCCCACCCCCGCCGUCCUGACCCUCAGGCUCUCUCAUGGUCAUUGUACAUCACCACACGUGCUCCUCAUUCUCAAGACGGAUCAGGUUUCACUGGGCUCUCCUGUCUCCUCCCCAAAGCUUUGAUUGUAUGGGGGGCUAGGGUAAAACAUAGGGCAUGUUUAGGGAGCUGAGUGUUCAUGCUAAAGAACUGGUUAAGUCACAUGGACUUAUGUACGAAAUGACAACAGUCCAAGGAGGCCCAUAUUAGACUCACAUUUUGUUUGUUUUCCCACCGUUUUUCUUCCAAGUCGGUUUCGUUGGCAGCUAGUGUGGCUCGCUUGAAAGGGCUUGAACUGUACAGGUUUUCAGCACUGACCCAUAUUGCCACAGCCUGGGGUAGAGAAAUAUUGGAAUGGAGUUUAGCCUCCAAGUUGUUCCUUUUGUCUGGUUUCCACAGCAACUGCAAUUCCCUACACAAAGAGCUACCUAUUUUCACUCCCUUUGUGAGAACUUCUCUUCCUUUGCUAUGGGAACAUUUUACUAUAGGUCUAGUUUUCAUUUGGGCAAGCAAGGAAAGAGCCCAAGCAAUCAUAAUCCUGAAUCCAAUGUCAGUCAAAUCAAAUCUUAUUUGUCACAGGGGCCGAAUACAACAAGUGUAGACCUUACACUAAAAUGCUUACUUUACAAUCCCUUCCCAACAAUGCAGACUUAAAAGAAGAAAAUAAAAACACAAGAGAAAUAAAACACAAGAAUGAAGCUAUAUACAGGGAGUACCAGUGAUGGACUGAGCUGUCAGGGCCUGAUUAAAGCAGGGGCUGACGCCCUGGGGCCGACGCCCUGGGGCCCAAGCCCUAAGGGGGCCCUUGAGGCAGAGAAUGUACUUUUUUUUUUACUGCAACCUCCAACCACAGGAACCCACUCUCAAUGAGUGUAGAUAGUUUGCUGCCGCUCUGCUAAUCAUCAGAUGGUGGAGGAGAGGAGGAAGGGGGCCCACGUGGGGGGUAACAGAUUAAUACAAAACCAAAGCCCCGGGGCCUAUGAUUUGUUAGUCCGACCCUGUGGGCUGUCCGCACCAGCCUUUGUAGUGAAAAUAAGCGUAUAAAAUAUAUUCUGUUUUCAGGGGAUUCGACAUAGGAAACCACUUCUGUGAAUGGAUGUACGACUACACAAAUGACAAGUUCCCAUUUUUCCAUGUCAACUCAAAGAAUUAUCCCACUAAAGCCCAACAGGUGAGUAAGGAUGACAGAAUGAAGGCUUUUUGUCCUCUGAAUCUGAAUAAUAAUAAAUAAUAAUAAUAUGCCAUUUAGCAGACGCUUUUAUCCAAAGCGACUUACAGUCGUGCGUGCAUACAUUUUUGUGUAUGGGUGGUCCCGGGGAUCGAACCCACUACCUUGGCGUUACAAGCGCCGUGCUCUACCAGCUGAGCUACAGAGGACCACAUGAGUGAAUGAGUGGCUUUUUAGGCAAAAGCCAUCUAAUAACCUUGUGAUGUUUAUUUUUCAGCUGCAUUUCAUUGGACGCUACCUGUCAGAGACUGACCAGGGAUUUCAGAAUCUGAGUGCUGAAGAUCAGAUGAAACUCAAAGAGGAGCUGUUUGUGGAAGUCAACAGGUGAGGGCCCCAAGUUGAAGUGGCCAAGGCAUUCCUCUGGAAUGUGGGGCACUGUGAAAUUGCUCAUGUGUCUGACACACUAGAGUAUUUACACCUCAUGAGUAAUUUAUUUUAUUUGAGCAGAUGCUCUUAUCCAGAGCGACUUACUGUAGUGAGUGCAUACAUUUUUUGUACUGGUCCCACAUGGGAAUCGAACCCACAACCCUGGCAUUGGAAGCGCAAUGCUCUACCAACUGAGCCACACAGGACAUAUGAGGACAAGUUGACUUAGUGUUUUUUUGUCAAAUCUGAGGACACCUGUGGUUUAGUACUUAUAAUGGCCUUCUGUUGAGAGAGCAGCAGUAAAUCAUAACAAUAAUGAACCCCUAAGACUGGGCCUCUUGGUUACUGUAAAAUGCUCCCUGGGAAAUAAAACCCUGGAAUCAGUCCAGUAGUGAUGAAAUAGCAUAUUUCCAUGUGGCUGUUGCUUUGGACCAAAGGUUUGCUCAGUUCACCCAGCUGUAUGUUUAAUGGACCAUACUUUCAAUGUGCUUGUCCACUGUUUUAUUGAAACAUUUGCCUGUUGGUAAUUACACAGGUUUGCUCUGGCUUCGCACUUCUUCUGGGGUCUGUGGUCGAUGAUCCAGGCGAGAAUCUCCACCAUUGAGUUUGGGUACAUGGUGAGUGUCCAUUAUCUGGUUGUCAUGCUUUUGUUUUACGCAUUUGUAUUUGUAAUAUAAACAAAACAGCCGUUCUCCCUCCAAAAAAAAAUGUAAAUGAGAAAUGUCCCACAGGACACAGACGUCAGUUCAAUGUUUAGUUUUGAUUUACAUUUGGUUGAGUUGUCAACUAACGUGAAUUCAAGCUGAAAUCAACAACAAAAAUUCACAAUGUCAUUAAAUUUAGUUAAAAAGUUGGGUGAAAAAAAAGACUAAGUUCCCUUACGUUGAUAACUUUUUUUCAAAUCCAAUCAGUUUUCCACGUUGAUUCAACGUCAUCACAUUGAAUUUUUUGUUGAAAUGACGUGGAAACAACGUCGAUUCAACCAGUUUUUGCCCAGUGGGGUAUGUUAUAUACAGAUGUAGGAUCUUAAUUUGAUCACUCUUUUGUUGCUGAGGUUUAAAAGGAAUGUUAGACUUGAUUUGCCCUAAUGAUAAAUGUAUCAACCCCUACAUUAUUUUCCUGCUGUAGCAAACUGUCUCAAAUUAAGAUCCUACAUCUGUAAGACAGGAAAUGUAGAUGAGCUUCAUGAUUUACAUACAUUCACUGAAAACCUGCACUAACACACGGUUAUAUUGUGACGAGUACUGAGGAUACGAAGAGGCAGGACGCAGACGCUGGAAUCAACAAGGUAAAGGUUUACUUAACAAUGAGAAAGAGAAUAACAAAGAGCGAGUAAACGACACAACGCUAACAAUUACACACAACAAUGACUGAGCAGUCCAGGGCUAUAUAGUGGUGGUGAUGAGAUGAUGAGGUGCAGGUGCGCUGGAGGUGAUUAGGGUGCGUUGGGUUUCCAUUCCUGUGUUGCCGAGGUGGUGCACUCAGACCAGUGGCUCAGUAGACCGGCGAAUCAGAGCGCCGGAGGGGAGCAACGGGAGGAGACGUGACGCGCGGCUCCCACCGCAGGACGUCACCGGCCAUUAGGACGAGGACGAGGAGCGGGCCGGUCAGGGCGGCGACGGUGGAAGUCCCGAAUUAGGUUGGGGUCCAGAACGUCCCCAGCCGGAACCCAGCUCCGCUCCUCAGGGCCAUACCCCUCCCAGUCCACCAGGAAACGGAGCCGUCCCCCAUGGAACCUGGAGUCCAGCAGGUUCCUCACAGCAUACGCCGGACUCCCAUCAAUGUCCAGGGGCGGAGGAACCAGGAACCACUGGCCUGAGGAGAGACACAUGAAAAGUAGGUGAGACACGGUAGUGAGGGGGAAGGAGCAGCCGGUACGACACCUCAUUAAUCUGCCGGAGGACCUUAAACGGCCCCACAAACCGUGGGCUCAGUUUCUUGCAGGGCAGAGAAGGAGGUUUCGAGUGGACAGCCAGACACGAUCACCAGGCUGGAAUACGGGAGCCUCACUGCGGUGGCGGUCGGCUUGGUCCUUCUGCCGACGAAUGGCCCUCUGGAGACGGACAUGGGCGGCGUCCCAGACCUGUCCGGCCCUGCGGAACCACUCAUCGACAGUGGGCGCAUCGGUCUGGCUGGGUGUCCAAGGGGCCAUGGCCGGCUGGUACCCCAGGACGAAUUGGAAGGGAGUGAGCCCCGUGGAGGAGUGAACGAGGGAGUUCUGGGCAUAUUCUGCCCAGGGAAGAAACCUUGCCCACUCACCCUGUCGGACCUGACAAUGACAACAAAGAAACCUCCCCAGCUCCUGGUUCAUGCGCUCCACCUGCCCAUUCGACUGAGGCCUAUACCCGGAAGUGAGGCUGGCCGUGGCCCCGAUCUUCUCCAGGAAAGCCUUCCACACUCGGGAGGUGAAUCGGGAGCCACGGUCCGAGGCGAUGUCCUCCGGAAGUCCAUAGUGCUGGAAGACCUCUUGGAACAGGACCUCAGCGCCCUGGAGAGCAGAAGGAAGACCAGUUAGUGGCAAAAAACUGCAUGAUUUUGAGAACCGAUCUACGACCACCAUGACUGUGGUGAAGCUGUCAGAACGUGGGAGGUGUGACCAAGGUCGCUGAGACACUGGUAGAGGAACUUGUUUGCCUACCGGGGCAUUCCGAGGUGUCUUCGUUUGGGCACAUACGGAACAUGAGUUGACAUAGCGAGGAAGAUCAGUAGCCAAGGUGGGCCACCAGUAUUUUUGUGAUAUAGAAUGCAGGGUGCACGUAAUACCGGAGUGCCCUGCCGUAAGGGUGGUGUGCGCUCAGAUCAGCAGGCGGACACGGACACUGGUGGGUACAUACACGCGCCCCGGGGGGGUGUUGGCAGGCGCUGGGUCCUCCUGAGCCGCCAGGCGAAUGUCUUCAUCCACAUCCCAAAUGACAGGUGCAACGAUGAGAGACGGGGGCAGGAUAGGACCCCCCAGAUCCUUCCUUUCUCUGGUAUGGUGCAUCCUGGAGAGUGCGUCGGCUUUCACAUUCUGGGAUCCUGGGCGGUAGGACAGAAUGAACUGAAAGCGAGUAAGAAAUUGGGCCCACCUGGCUUGACGAGAGUUCCUCCAUUUCACUGCCCGUAUAUGCUCCAAAUUCCGGUGGUCAGUAAGAAUCCGGAAUGGAUGGACUGCGCCCUCCAGCCAGUGUCUCCAUUCCUCCAGAGCGAGGACAAUCGCCAACAGCUCCCUGUCUCCAACUCCAUAGUUCCUCUCUGUAGCGGUAAGCUUUUUAGAGAAAAAGACACAGGGAUACAUUUUAUCUGGCUUACCUUGCCGCUGGGAGAGGACCGCACCCACGCCCUCCUCAGAUGCGUCCACCUCCAGGAUGAAAGGACAAGAUGGAUCUGGGUGUUUUAGGAUGGGCGCUGUGGUGAACCUCUCCUUCAGCCUCUUGAAGGCAGUGUCAGCCUCAGGGUUCCAGGCCAGCUUCUGACGCCCACCCUUAAGGAGAGAGGUGAGCGGGGCGGAUAUGGAGCUGAAGGACCUGAUGAAACGCCGGUAGAAAUUGGCGUAGCCCAGGAAGCUCUUUAGGCCCUUGAUGGUGGUGGGGACUGGCCAUGACCUGACGGCGUCCGUCUUCUCUCUUUCCAUGAACACCCCCUGAGGACUGAUCCUGUAUCCCAGGAAGGAGAUGGCCUGUUGGUGGAUUUCGCAUUUCUCCCCCUUCACCAACAGGCUGUGUUCCCGGAGGCGGAGUAUGACAGCUCUGACGUCCCUGACGUGCUCCUCGAACGUAGCCGAGUGUAUCAGGAUAUCGUCGAUGUACACCACCACCUGUCUACUCAGCAUGUCUCAGAACACGUCAUUGACGAAGGACUGGAACACAGAAGGUGCAUUGUCGAGGCCAUAGUGCAUGACGCAGUAUUCAUAGUGGCCUGAGGUAGUGCUGAAUGCCGUCUUCCACUCGUCUCCUUCCCGGAUUUGGAUCAGGUUGUAGGCACUCCUCAGGUCCAACUUGGUAAAGUACCGGGCCCCUCGUAGCUGUUCGAACCAGAGGGAGGGGGUACCAGUACUUGGUGGUGACUGCGUUCAGCCCCCUGUAGUCAAUGCACGGCCUCAGUCCUCCGUCUUAUUUGGCCACGAAGAAGAAGCUGGCGGAGGCAGGAGAGGUAGAGUGUCUGAUGAACCCCUGUUUCAGGGUCUCCGCCACAUACUUCUCCAUGGCCUCAGUCUCCGCCAUGGAAAGGGGGUAAAUGCGACUCUUCGGGGGGUGUUGUCCCUCCAGCAGGUCAAUGGUGCAGUCCCAAGGCCUGUGAGGAGGGUUACACCUAGCCUUUGAUGAAGAGAAGACAUCGGAGAGAUCUGCAUACUCACGUGGAAUGUUGGGCUGGAGGGCGGACUCCGGACUCUCCACUGACGUGGAACAACCAAAGACCGGCAGGCAGGUCUUCCGGCAUGAGGUGGACCAGGCUGUGAUCCUCUUGGUGAUCCAAUUGAUGGUGGGGUUGUGUAGUCUGAGCCAGGGCAAUCCCAAGACGAUCCGGUGAAGGGGUGACGUGACGAUGUGGAAUGACAGCUCCUCGUGGUGCUCUGGUAGUGUGGGAAUGGUGAUGGUGAUGGGGAGAGUGACGUGCGUAAUGGUGCCUGAUCCAAUCGGUUUAUUGUCCAGUGAGGUGACAUGUAGCGGAGAUGGCAGUGGCACUGUGGGCAACCCCCAUUCAGAGACCAGCUCCCUAUCUAUAAGGUUCCCCGCUGAUCCGGAAUCUAUCAUUGCAGUGGAAAUGGAAGAGAAGGAAUAACCAGUCACCGUUAUGAUUUUGUGAUGGGAGAUGACGUAACACUCACGGAGCGACAACGGGAGUCAUACCACCUAGAGUGGGAGCCGCCAGGUGAUCUGUGGUCCGUGGUAGUGUAGGGGGUGCUGCCCACCUCCAUGGGUGAGGACUCGGAGACAGGGCAGCUUCUAUAGCUCAGAUGGGGUGAGCGUUGAGGCUCCGGGAGGUGUUGGGAACACCGUCUGUCUCUCAACAUGUCGUCAAGACGGAUGGACGUGGCGAUAAGGGUAUCAAUGUCCAUCUCGUCAUCCCGACAUGCGAGUUCCGUCUUGAUGUCCUCCCGUAAGCCUCUCCUGAAGGCAGUGUGCAGAGCACGCUCAUUCCAGCCGGAAGACGCCGCCACCGUGUGAAAGCUCAGAGCGUACUCAGACGCAGGCCCCUCUCCCUGUUGUAGCUGGAGGAGACUCUCUCCCCCGUCCUUUCCCUCCGUGGGAUGAUCAAACACCGCCCUGAACCAAGCGAGGAAGUUGGAGUAGGGAAGCGCCGCGGCCUCACCUCCUUCCCAGACUGCCGUGGCCCAAUCCAGCGCCUUUCCUUUAAGUAGCGAAAUCACCAGCGCUAUCCUGGCUUGGUCAGAUGGAUAUGCGCCAGAUAAAGUGAAACCUGUAGCAAGAAGCUGCUACAUUUAGUAGUUUUACCGUCAUAGCGCUCCGGUACGGUGAGGGGUCCCUCAGAAGUUGGUGAUAGCACGGGAACAGGUGGAUUGGGGGCACUCGCCGCUCCCUGAAGUGGAACCGGAGCGCUGGGCAGAUUAUGCAGAGUUUGGAGCACUUCCUGCAUGGCGGCGUUCAACUGGGCAAGCUGCUGCUGGUGCUGGUCGAGGCGCUGGGAAACUCCAGGAGGAUUACCUGCUGCAUCUAUUUUCGUAAGGGUGUGUAAUUCUGUGAUGAGUACUGAGGAUACGAAGAGGCAGGACACAGACGCUGGAAUCAACAAGGUAAAGGUUUACUUAACAAUGAGAAAGAGAAUAACAAAGAGCGAGUAAACAACACGACGCUAACAAUUACACACAACAAUGACUGAGCAGUCCAGGGCUAUAUAGUGGUGGUGAUGAGAUGAUGAGGUGCAGGUGCUCUGGAGGUGAUUAGGGUGCGUUGGGUUUCCAUUCCUGUGUUGCCGAGGUGGUGCACUCAGACCGGUGGCUCAGGAGACAUUACAUAUAUUAACAGUAUUGCACUUUUCAUAUAUUCUACUUUUGUCCAGCUAAUAGCCUAACCACCGAUAUGCCACAUUAUGGACUAAAUGUUUUAUUUUACUAUGACAGUACUGGUCAAAGGUCAGUGAGUUCCUUGCCAUGUUUGGUCUCACAGACUACUCUGAAACUAUACACAAGUAUUUGCCAUGGUCAGGGCAACCUGAUAACUGAGAACCACUGGCCAUGGUCAGGGCAACCUGAUAACUGAGAACCACUGGGAAUGUGUCUGACAGUGAUUAUCGCUGUUAUAUUUCCUUUCAAUGCUGAAAUAUGUAUACCUUUUCUCUCUCUUUAUCUAUUGUAUGAAAUCCAUUCUGUGCAAAGGUUCCAAUAUUUUUCUUUCCUCUGUCUGUCCACAGGAGUAUGCCAUGGCCAGGUUUGAUGCAUACUUUGAGCAGAAGCGGAGCCUGGGUGUCUAAGCGAGGGACCACAUAUAGUAACAAGGAGGUGGAAGAUAAAUGGAUUAACAGCGCUUUAGCUGAAAUGAAUGCAAACAGGGUGUAGGACCAUGCUUAAUGGGGACCCCCUGCAUUGGGAAUGUAAUGCUCACUAUAGUCAUUAUUGCAUGGACCAAAGUGAAACCAUGAAUAUUUGGUUUGGUGUUGAAUUAUGCGCCAUGCAUUGCUGCUCAGUGUUUACACAAUAUUAAGCUCCUAAUAUUACAUAUGCUCACAGGGUCAAGAUUGUUCUUGGCUUCUCUUUUCUUCAAAGAAAUAUCAGAAAGAUUAAGACGGGAUAAAAAUCUUCAUUCUGAAAGGAGGUCUGAGUUACAUUUCUGGGAAGUCCAUUCCUGUUUGGAAAUGUUCUGGGAUAGUGGAAAAAACAGAAGUCUCAAUGACCCUUGCUAAUUGGAAAGCCACUAAUCUGUGACCCAACAGUGAUAAGCCAAAUGGCCAUGUUGACUCAGUGUCUCAACUUCAAUUGAUUAUGUUUGGUUCUUUGCAUCCAUGCUCAGUUUUCCUCCAUUCUUUAUCAACUCACGUUCAAAUGACGACAUAUACUCAGUGGCCAGUUUAUUAGGUCACCACCCCGUUCCUCCAUUCUCUAAAAUGACUUGUAUAUGAAAAUAUCUGGAACCGCCAAUGAGAUGGGAGCAUCUCUGGCCAACAGCAUUUUUUCCCACCUGCAGUACUGUGAAUAUAAUGUGCAAAAUGUGACCUGAAACCCAGUAGUAAUGGUAACCUCACAACUCUACUCUGUACUUACUCUUACUUUACACAGUCCCCAGAAAUGGUUUCAGCUCUGAAUAUGUCAUUGAACCAGUAUUGAUAUUCAAGCAGAUAUAUUCAUAAUGAACACAUUGGAUAAUACAUUGGAAAGUAAGGAAAUACCAAGCAGCAAAGCUCUUAGCUUAAACUAAACAGACAAACAAAAUAGAUGCUUACUGUGUUAUUCAGCUGGGUUAAGCAGUUGUAGAUAAGGUUGUGAGAAGAACUGUUAACAAGGUGUUACAAAAAUCCUCAUGUAGAGGUGUUGAAUGUUUAUAAUGAUAUCUUUAGAAUAUGUUUGGGGACUGGAAAUAUUUACUUGACUUUUUUCCAAUUCAUAACCAAACUGUGAUAAUUAUUGAUGUUUUAUAAACAAAUUUGUAUUCUGUAUUUUAUCAUUAUAUUUGUUUUAUGUACAAAUGUUUAUUUAAUCUUGUUACAAUGUUAUUUUGACAAUUAUGAGCCUUCACUUUGAAAUGUCAUUGUUACGUACAAUGUCAGUGGCACUUUUUUUUUCGUUCACCAGACACUUCUUCCUAAUGCUUGAGCGCAAUUAGCCUAGGGAUGAGGUUAGUGGCACUUUCCUGACCAGUUUAUUUUUUAAGAUAAACUUUUUAUAUUUUUUCCUCAAAUGGAAUGAGUAAUUUUCAUAAUAAGAAAGUUGUCUCUUUCCUUUUUGAAAUAUGUGUCACUCCUGUUUUCUCCACAUCUACUACAGUAUUGUGUGAUCAACUACAUUCCAUUCUCAUGUAUAUUUGUAUAUACAUUACAUCUCUCUAUCAUGCUAUAUUAUCAGUUUGAGACAAAAUAAGAAUUGAUCCAACUGUUUUCAAAUAUAAUUGUAAUUGACAGUGUCACAUUCAAAUUUCUGAGUAUAUCCUUGGUGUAUUUCAUGUCUUGCCAUCCAAUACAGUGAUCAAAUAAAAUGUACAUGUAAUUGAUUAUCAAACAUGGUAAGAAGGAGCUCCUCGACAUUACACUGAAUAUUGUUGAUAAUGUAUAUUGUAGACUUAUGGAUAAUUUAAUUGAAUGUCCAAUUUGUCUAUGCUGUGAAAGGAUCCCAACUACUCUAUUUUGUGAGUGCAAACAUUUAGCCUUGCUAACCUAUACAGCUAUGCAGAUACUCUAAAAGGAGAAAAUAUGUACUGUAUAAAAUAGUAAGGGUAAAGUGCUUUGUAAAAGUACCACUAUGGCAAGUACAUACAUUUACUGUACCUUCAACUACAUUGCAUAAAUACUACAACAAAGAGAAAA